UUGAGAGGGUCUCUAAUGUUACACCAACGUUCCGUUCGAUUUUGAGUUGACAUAAUCCGAAAUUUCAAAUUCCCAAUUUGAAUCAUAAUACCAGAAAAAGCUUCUUCGAGACGCAUCGUAAACGAUGGUUCCGCCAUUGCUGAAGCUCGAGUUCACCCAGGGUCCAAGAGCUGGCGAUUCUCUAGGGUUCAAACCCGGAUCCACUAUUCGGAUUGGUCGAAUCGUUCGUGGUAAUGAAAUCGCCAUCAAAGACGCCGGAAUCUCUACCAAGCACCUCCGGCUCGUCUCCGAUUCGGAGAACUGGAUAAUCCACGAUCUAGGGUCUUCCAACGGCACCAUAUUAAACUCCGAAACUAUCGACCCAGAUAAUCCUAUCAAUCUUAGCCAUGGAGACGAAAUCAAGCUUGGUGAGUACACUUCCAUUGUGGUGAACUUUGUGAGUGACGUUCAGGCGCCGCAGGAACAUAAGCUUCCGCCUAGGCCAAGGAGGAAUAACAAGCGUCUCGCUGUUUCGGAUCCGGAUCCGGAUCCUAUUGAGUCGGUUCAGGAGAAGCCAAAGCGCACGCGUAGAUCGUCGAAGCAAGAGGAAAGUGAACUACCCAAGAGAACUAGGGCAUCGAAGAAGAAAACUCUGGAAGAAAUCGUCGACAAAGAAGAGGAAGUGGAGGUAAAAGUUGAGAAAAAGGUCAAUUCUAGGGUUGGGAGGCCCCAGAAGAACGCAAAUAGUGCAAUUACGAAGGAAGAUGAACUUCCGGAGGAUGAAAGAGGAAACUCUAGGGUUCAGAGAGGUAAGAACAGUGAAAGUGUCCAGAAUUUGGGUUUGGAUUCGAUCAAAUUGGAAGUUGAGGAUACCCCAAAAAGAGUAGAAAUCUCAGAGGUAAAAAGCAGGAAGAGAGCGACAAGGAGCAAGCAGAUUGAAAAUGCAUGUUUGGGAUUGGGGAAUGUAAAGACUGAGGAUACUGUUUUAGAAGUUAAAGAUGCGAAGAGAGCUACAAGGGCUACCAGAAGCACCAAGAAUGAAAUUGGUGGAGAUUCCUUUCUGGAGUUGGAGAUGGUCCUGAGCCUAGCCCGGAAGAGCCGUGCAAAGAGGAGGAAAAUGGAGCAGGAGCCGUCCAAGAGCGUCGUGGAGAUGGAAACUAGAAAUGAUGAUACCGGAGAAGAGGUCUUGAAGAACUGUCAUGUUGAAGAAGAUAAGGAAAAUGAAGCUCAGGGAGUUCGCAAUGAGAGAAGUGAUGACAAAUGUGAUAGAGAAGAGGAGAGGGAAGGGGAUGGAUCUAAGAGGGUGGAGACUGAUUUGAGGAAGAAGAACACAAUAGGAGAAGAUGACCUGAAUUGUACUGUUAGAGAACAUGGAGAGACUGAGAACUUGCAAGAUAUUGAAGAAGAUAAUGGAAAUAAAGCUCAGGAAGGUUGCAGUGCAAGCAGUGAUGAAAAAUGUGAUAAAGAAGAUGGGAGGGAAGGUGAUGGUUCUAAGAGUGUAGAGCAGGUGGAGAUUGAGUUAAGGAAGAAGAGCACCAUAGCAGAAGAUGACCUGAGCUGUACUGUUAUAGAAGAUGGAGAGACUGAGAGCUUGCAAGAUAUUGAAGAAGAAAAUGGAAAUGAAGCUCAGGAAGGUUACAGUGAAAGAAGUGAUGAUAAAUGUGAUAAAGAAGAUGAGAGGGAAGGUGAUGGAUCUAAGAGGGUAGAGCAGGUGGAGAUUGAGAUUGAGUUAACGAAGCAGAGCACCAUAGGAGAAGAUGACCUGAACUGUACUGUUAGAGAAGAUGCAGACACAGGAAGCUUACAACAAAUUGAAAAAGAAUGUCAUGAGGAAGCUGGAAUGGCGACAUUAGUUGAUGAUUGUGAAGAGGAAAAGGUUGAGCAGGGAUCGAGCAAUUGGAAUGUAGAGAGGGUAGAAGUAGAUAUAAGAAAAAUGACACUAAGAAACUGGUUUGAUUCCAUGGAGGCUCAACUGCGAAAACAGACAAUUGAAGAGACAGAGAAGAUGAUUGAGCCCAUGAGAAGUAAGACUCUAAGAGUUUACAAGCAUAUUGCAGAGCAAAAGGAAAAGGGCGUGAACCACUUCUCCAUUAUUAUGCGGCUGUAAUUGCCAUUACCUUUGAUUUGCAAGCCAGAAAAGCAGAAUAUGAUACUCUGAUCAUCUGAGA
This is a messenger RNA of Capsella rubella, 2147 nucleotides long. Its product is annotated as FHA domain-containing protein At4g14490. Gene Ontology annotation, molecular function: mRNA binding; protein binding. NCBI's taxonomy places the organism in Eukaryota, Viridiplantae, Streptophyta, Magnoliopsida, Brassicales, Brassicaceae. The coding region runs from base 125 to 2086 and encodes 653 amino acids. The transcript has 2 exons. The record is from RefSeq and is a predicted model, not a curated record.